This is a messenger RNA of Puntigrus tetrazona (Sumatra barb), 892 nucleotides long. It is a transcript of the gene anapc15, whose product is annotated as anaphase promoting complex subunit 15. Gene Ontology annotation, cellular component: anaphase-promoting complex. NCBI's taxonomy places the organism in Eukaryota, Metazoa, Chordata, Actinopteri, Cypriniformes, Cyprinidae. The transcript has 5 exons. The record is from RefSeq and is a predicted model, not a curated record. Bases 147 to 512 code for a protein of 121 amino acids. Gene Ontology annotation, biological process: regulation of mitotic cell cycle spindle assembly checkpoint.
UCUGGUGCGCAGACCUGUUUUAUUUGCUCGUUUGUGACCCGAGGACAAGCGGCGGAACUAAAGCGCGCGGAAGCUGUUUCCGGGGGGACGCUUUUAGCGCGCGGCCGCCGUGUGUUUACGUUUGAACGCUCUGCGCAUCUGCGGACAUGUCCACUCUGUUCCCGUCUCUGUUCCCGAGAGUGACCGAGACUCUGUGGUUUAACCUCGACCGGCCCUGUGUGGAUGAAGCUGAACUACACCAACAAGAACAACAACACCAGACCUGGUUACAGAACAUCGCAGAGAAGGAUAAUAACCUGAUGCCCAUCGGUCGGCCCAUCUUUGAGACCUUUGAUGAAGAAGAGGAGGAGGACGAUGAAGACGAGGAGGACAGUGAGGAAGACUCCGAAGAUGAUGAAGACAUGCAGGACAUGGACGACAUGAACAUCUACAACGAGUUUCCUGAUGAUGGAGAAAUUAAUGAGGUGGACAUGGAAGGAGCGGAUCAAGACCAGGACCAGUGGAUGAUCUAGACCAGGUCUAGACCAGACCUGUCACCCAGAUGCUCUCGGUGUGGUUUUGCUGUUGCUUUUUAAAGGCUUUGCACAAGAAGAGCUACGAUGGACUGGGGAAAGAACGUCGGACUCUCCACACACACACACACACACACACACACACACACACACACGCACACACACACACGCACACACACACACACACACACACACACACACACACACACACGCACACACACACACACACACACACACACUGCUGAGUUACUCUCCGUUUCUGCAGGUCAUUAAACAUCUACUUUAGAACAUCAACCUUCGGCACCCAGAGAUUAGAGACGGCUUCGAGCUGCGUGUCUCAGAACGGUGUGCUUGUAAAUAAAUUUGUAGUCAAUUAUUAA